Messenger RNA from Ostrea edulis (European flat oyster), 1971 nucleotides. RefSeq names its product neutral cholesterol ester hydrolase 1-like. NCBI's taxonomy places the organism in Eukaryota, Metazoa, Mollusca, Bivalvia, Ostreida, Ostreidae. Gene Ontology annotation, molecular function: carboxylic ester hydrolase activity. The record is from RefSeq and is a predicted model, not a curated record. Gene Ontology annotation, cellular component: membrane. The transcript has 5 exons. The coding region runs from base 576 to 1865 and encodes 429 amino acids.
GUAUAGCAUUCGAGGUUUCCAUUAGAGAAAACGCACAUUCGAAUUUGUCUUUAAGUAUAUCAAACUCCAGAACAGAAUGGCAUACAUAGUAGCUAUGUCAUGCGCACCGUCAUAAUUGCACUAACUGUGGUCUUUGCCCGCUCAUUCACAGUACAGUGGGCCAAACGAGUUCAUUGAUAUUGUUUACAAUAUGUCAUCCGUAUGACACGGUAUCAAAAGGGAUGAAAAGUAACAAAUGUACUUGUAAACGCGGGUCAAAAGUCAAAAUACUGUUUACACGUGACCUGAGAUAGAAUGUCGUAAUACUCCAAUUCAGUUUUCGAUGGGACAAUGACAUAGGUGGUGUACAUUUAAAAAAUCGUUUUCCUGUCGUAUAUAGUGGUAUUGGUGGUGGAAAAGUGUGGAUAAUUACUAUGUCAGUACUGAAUGUACUUUCUUAUCUGGACUAUAACCGAUGACAUUUGGUUUAUUUUAGUCUAUAUACCGUUAUCGUUAUAAUCUGCUCCCUUGUCGACGGACAAAUUAAGGCGCGGAUCAGGAUGCUUUUAUUUGUGCUAUUUUAACCGAGUCCUACGAUGACCACACGUGGCUCUCAAACUAACAAUAUGGCGUACAACUUUUGUGGUCCAUUGCCGCCUUUGGUUGUGCUCCUAGCGCUUUUCCUGUAUUUUUAUCUUGACGCCCGUGUCCCGGAACCCAUACCAGAAAAGUUAAAGGUCAAAGUGAUGGACGCAAUGAUGAAGACUUACGGUCACACGGUGAAUGUAUUAGUGUCCUUGCGAAUCACCGAACCAUUUUCAGACCUCGUCAGAAAAAUUGCCGAUGGGUUCGUGCUCACUAUGGUAACAGGAUUCCCGUGGGGACUGGGGCCGUAUGAUCCUAGAAUAAAGAUAACCGACACACACAUUAGAGAGGUACGUGUGAAAGUCUAUGAACCGGUGAGUAGUUUGGGAAGGCCUGAGCGACCCGUCCUCAUCUACUUCCACGGGGGUGGCUGGAGCUUGCUGUCUGUCGACUCGUACGAUCCGUUGAUGAGAAAAAUAUCACUUGAUAGCGGAGUAGUUGUAAUAUCAGUCAAUUACAGAUUAAGUCCACAGUUUCCUUUUCCUAUCCCACUUAAUGACUGCCAUGAAGUUGUGGAGUAUGUCAUAGAGAACAGUAAAACCAUGAGAAUAGAUAAAAGCCGCAUUGCGAUUGGAGGAGACAGCGCCGGUGGCAACAUGGCUGCCGCAAUCUCGCUGCGAUUGAAAUCCAAAAUUGCUAUGCAAAUGCUGCUUGUUCCUUCUCUUCAGUUUGUGAAUUUCAAUACAACGGCUUUCAAUGAAAAUACACUUUAUCUAAAUCGAAGCAUCAACGACCCCGAUUCUUUGAUGUUUGUUAUCAACUAUCUUGGUCUAGAACCAAAAUACAUGAAUUACCUCAGGUUCAACAAUCACACGUCACCAAGUUUUAAACAGUCACUAGAAAAUGAAUAUGCGGAUCAAACAUUGUGGCUUCCCAAAAAGUAUGUGCGGGACAAAGUUAUACGUGAAAAUAUGGAACAACCCGUGGAUACCGGUGACGAAGAACUUUUCGAGAAGAUAAAGAACAAAAUACUAGACCCUUUAGUGUCGCCGUUACUUGCAGAUGAUGAUCACCUUGAAAAUUUACCGUACACUUACAUUAUGGUUUGUGGAUAUGAUUUUGUGAGGGACGAUGGUAUUAUGUUUUACGAACGAUUAAAUCAAAUAGAGGAAGAGGUGCACCUUGCCUACUACCCUGAAGGUUUUCACAAUGCUUUAUUUUUUCCACAUGGACCUUUAAAGCUUGAUGUCGCUGUGAGAAUUGUUGAUGAUAUUGUCAAAACUUUGAAAAAUGUUCUUUGAGUACAGGUAUGAUAUUUCACCUCAUCAUGAUUAUUUAUUUCAUGACGUCAUAAUAUUUAUUUACUGAAUGAAUGUUGAAUAAAUGGUUUGUUCAUCUAAACUUCAA